Molecule: messenger RNA, 1485 nt
Organism: Papaver somniferum (opium poppy)
Lineage: Eukaryota; Viridiplantae; Streptophyta; Magnoliopsida; Ranunculales; Papaveraceae
Exons: 10
Coding region: 1-1485 (494 amino acids)
Cellular component (GO): spliceosomal complex
Source: RefSeq, a predicted model, not a curated record
AUGGGUACUCCAAGCUCCGGCGAUUGCUAUCCGUUCCAAAGGCCUAGGGUUUCUGUCACCGCAUUACAACCAAGAACUGAUCCAGUGGUGUUAGACAGAUAUCCAGCUCCUAAAGCUAAAACGCCAGAAGAACUUGAGACAUCCUUCGUACAGCUAUUCAAAUAUUACAACGAAGCAGCAGCUCGUAAUAAGGAGGAGGAUUGUGUACCUGAAUUCGCUGAGUGUGAACAGAAGCUUAUCAAAGUAAUCAGACAGUUCAGAAAUGUCAAAACAGUUUAUCACAAAUUUUUUCCCCAGUUAGUAAAUCUUAAAGAGGUUUUUCCAUUGAUGAUUGAAUUAUUAAAAGAUGAUAAAUGCGGGAAGCGUUUAGCUAGUUGUACUCUUUCGACAUUCGAAGAGCUAACUCAUGAGGAUUAUGCAGUCCCUGGUCAAAGAGAACCAGUUGCGUUAUUGGUGAAAUCUCUAGUUCACAUGGGAGCUUUAGAAGUAUUUGUUUCUACUCUUGGCAAGUUUUCUGAAAGGGAUGAUUUGCGAGCAGUACAAAAUGUCGCGCAGCUGCUUUUUCAAUCAGCAGCAGCUGUAGCAACAAUUGCCGGAGGUAAUCACAGAUUCCAGUUAGGCCAAAUGGGCACUGUGCCUGUUGUUGUAAAUGCUCUUUCAUCUCUUACAAGUUCUGACGAAGAAAAAACAGAAGAAGAAGAAGACCUGCCUUGGACUUUGUUUGGUUGUUUAUUUUUUCUAUUAGAACAUCUGGAGAACAAAGUGCAUUUUGUCAAUGCUGGAGGAGUCAAGGUAAUGAUUAAACUUAUCCAGGAUGAGGUAUUGGAUGAUUAUUUUUGUGGGUCUGCGAUUGCGGCACUUGAUGUAACGAAAGAUUGUCCUGGCGCUGCUUCUGACAAGUUUGUGAAUGAUGCUUUGGAAUUGGACAUUGCAAUAUUCCCUCCUUCCAUAGAUACGAUUCAUGGGAGCACUAUGCAUUUUAAAGCAGAAAUUGAAGAAUGUCUUAUAUCUCUAAUCGAAUCAUUAACUGGUGGCAUUGCCGAAAUGAAAAAAGAUAUAUUUGUAAAAAAGUUUGAGGAGAAUGAUGGUGAAAGAAUCACUUGGCUUAUGGAGCACUUCAUACGAUAUUCCAAAAAGGUUGAUGCAGUGGCGAAUCAUCUCAAAAACAAACAGCUGGAUUUGUCUGAGCUCUACAAGGAAAAAUUGCGAUGUGGAUUCUCCACGCUUCAGUCGAUUGCUGUUAUUCUUGGUUAUCUUUGGUCGUCAGAGAUAAAUGCGAAGAUUGAAAGUGAAUUGUCUCGUCACCAGAUAGAGAAGAAAGAUGUGCAGGAUAGUCUCUCAGAAUAUCGUGACAACAUUGGGAGCACAGGCAGAUCAGUAGAAAGUACAAAGACAGUGAUCGAGGAUUACAUUGCUUCCCUUGAGGUUAUAUGCUUUGAUUCUUUGAAUUAUUCAUCUUUAAAUGCAAGUAUGGCAUUGUACUAA